AUGGUGGUUACGGAUCAAGAUCCUGCAAUGAAGAAAGCAAUUGAGGCUGUUUUACUAGAGUCAAGACAUACGCUUUGCAUGUGGCACAUUACGCAAAAGCUUCCAUCAAAGGUGGGAAACGAUAUGUUUGAGCAUUCAGAUUUCAAAAAGAAAUUCAAUGAUAUAGUGUGGAAUUUGUCGAUAGAUACAAAUACGUUUGAGAAGAAAUGGUUUGAAAUAAUAAAGGAGUUUGAUUUGGAGGAUCAUGAAUGGUUUACUCACAUGUAUAGCAUCAGAUCAACAUGGAUACCAGCGUAUUUUAGAGACUUAUAUAUGUCGGGUUUAAUGAGGACCACAUCCAGGUCAGAGAGCGAGAAUUCAUUUUUCAGCAACUUUACAACUGAGAAAUCGACUUUGGUUCAUUUUAUGUUGUCAUAUGAAUCGGCUAUGGAGAAGCAAGAAAGCAGAUUAGAGUUUUUGGAUCAUCAAUCUCUUAUAAAAACAACACGGUUUUCAACGCGUCUUAAUAUCGAAAAACAAGCAUGUGAUGUCUACACCCGUGCAAUCUUCCUACUUGUUCAAAAUGAGAUUCAAAUAUCCAUUUAUGAUUGUGCUCAGAUUUCUGUUAAUUCAGAAGAAGGUGUUGAUAAGAAAAGAGGAAGAAGAAAAGGAAAAAAAAAGGGUGUUGAAGAGGACGAAGAAGAAGUUGAAGAUCUAAGAACUGUAGAGGGAGAAGAAAUUGAGGAUACAAAUAGAGCCUUAUUUUCAAAAGAUCAAGAAAACUCUGCAAGUACAUCCAACAAUGAAAGAGUUAAAAAGACGUUUAUUUUCAAGGCCAACGGUAUUGAACAAAUACCAGAAAAGUACAUUAUUAGGCGUUGGAGAAAGGAUCUAAUUCUUCCAGGAAUGAGAACAAGAAGAACAAGGUAUGGAGAAUCAAAUGAAGAGUUUGAAAGGCUAACAAAUGAAGCUCAUUACAUUGUUGAGAAUUGCAUGACCUUGUUUGGAAAUGAUGAAGCUAUGCUUUCAGCAUUUGUUGAUAAAGUUAGAUCAUUAAAAGAAAGAAAAAUUGAAAACCCAGAAGUAGAAGGAUUCAAAGGUUGUGGAAGAAGAUUAAAGAGUUCAAAGGAAAUUGCAAUGGAACAGUCAAUGAAGCAUAAACGAAAAUAUGCAAGUUGUGGAAGGAUGACUUUUCAUGACAAAAGAAAUUGUGCGAAGAAAACAAAAGAGGAAGAAGAAAAAAGAGCCAAGGCUGAAGCUCUUAAAGCCUCCAAAAAGAAAAAGUAUUACCAACGCAAUAAGUUUAAGAGUCAUGAGUAUGAGAAAGUGCCUGAAAUUGUGUUUUGGGAUCUUAGAGAUUCGCCUUCUACUCCAGUGAUUGCCAAUCAAAAGGAAGUCUCUUAA
This is a messenger RNA of Erigeron canadensis, 1383 nucleotides long. Its product is annotated as protein FAR-RED IMPAIRED RESPONSE 1-like. The coding region runs from base 1 to 1383 and encodes 460 amino acids. Lineage: Eukaryota; Viridiplantae; Streptophyta; Magnoliopsida; Asterales; Asteraceae. The record is from RefSeq and is a predicted model, not a curated record. Gene Ontology annotation, biological process: regulation of DNA-templated transcription. The transcript is spliced from 6 exons.